Messenger RNA from Paramormyrops kingsleyae, 747 nucleotides. The record is from RefSeq and is a predicted model, not a curated record. NCBI's taxonomy places the organism in Eukaryota, Metazoa, Chordata, Actinopteri, Osteoglossiformes, Mormyridae.
AUGGUUACAAGUGGCACUUGCGUGUGGAUUGGCCUGUUCCAGGACACAUGGGAAUGGUCAGACCUGUCAAACUCCUCAUUCCGUAACUGGAAAAUGGGUCAAAAUGAUAGUAAGAAUACUGCAUGUGCUUUAGCACAGGUCACCUGGCCUGGGACAUGGGAUAUGAUACCAUGUGAUGAAAAGCAUCCAUUCAUAUGCUAUGAUGAUAACCUGAUCUUGGUAAAUAGUAACAUGACCUGGAAUGAAGCCCUGAAAUACUGCAGAAUGAACUAUUUGGAUCUGGUGUCUGUCCACAAUGAUGAGAUCCAGUACUGGGUCAGUAGGAUGGCUGAAACUGCCUCCACUGAUCAUGUCUGGCUGGGGCUGCGCUUCUCCUGCUCCCUGAUAUUCUGGGUCUGGGUCAGUACAGAAAAUGUCAGCUACCAGAAUUGGGAAACAAACACUAACUUUUGUGGAAACACAGGGGCAGUACAAUCUAAAGACCCACAUUACUGGGUCAGCCUGCCUAUGACUGAGAAGCUCAACUUCAUCUGCUCCAGAUGUCCAAGUAAGGAGCCUAGGCUUCCCAUCGAUUUCCUUCUGGGUCAGGUCCAGCACCCUGCACUAAGGGAAGUAGAGGAUUUGGUGGUCAAGCACCAGACUAAGCUCAAGGUGGCUUUUGAGGGUGCCCAUGAUCAGUUGUUGACUGCUGCUGGUCACCUAAAGGAACAGGAUCAUCACCAGGGUUGUGAUGUGCCUUGCAGGUGA